Megalopta genalis is the source of this 760-nucleotide messenger RNA. It is a transcript of the gene Srp14, whose product is annotated as signal recognition particle 14. Gene Ontology annotation, molecular function: 7S RNA binding; endoplasmic reticulum signal sequence receptor activity. The record is from RefSeq and is a predicted model, not a curated record. Gene Ontology annotation, biological process: SRP-dependent cotranslational protein targeting to membrane. Gene Ontology annotation, cellular component: signal recognition particle, endoplasmic reticulum targeting. NCBI's taxonomy places the organism in Eukaryota, Metazoa, Arthropoda, Insecta, Hymenoptera, Halictidae.
UGAUGUGUUCCUGACAAGACAUAUCGACAAUCAAACAGGCCCACAUUUCUUCCAGUUUAUGUACACUUUCAUUUAUGUACAUAUUGAAUCGCAUGAGAAGGCAUCUAUAUACGUAUAUAUAUGUAUGUAAUUUAUGAACAUACAGAACAAUCCUAUAUACGCAUGCGCACUAGAAAUUGGUUCUCGAAACACGCAGUGGUCAACAGUGGUUUCGUAUGUACAUAUUGUAGGUACAUCUGGGCUAAUCUCCUAUGUUUUAAAGGCAUCUAUCAAGAUUAGCAAAAUGGUUUUGCUGGAAAAUGAAGCGUUUCUAGUCGAGCUAACACGACUAUUCGAUAAAUCCCGUUUUUCUGGUUCAGUAGUACUCACUAUUAAACGAUUUAAUGGACACAAUAAGCCAGUACCCAGGAAAGGAAGGCCGCCUCUACCCACACCAAAUGAAUUUUUUUGUUUAGUGAGAGCUACUUUAAAAACCAAAAAAAUAUCUACUGUUAUUCAUUCCAAGGAUGUAAAUAAGUUUCAACAAGCGUACUGGAAUUUAUUAAAAUCAAAAGUUAAUGGUCUCAAGAAGUUAAAAAAAGUGAAAUCUGCGAAGCGUAAGAUUCAUUGACAUUAUAAUACAGACUGUUAUAAUAUAUAAAUAUAUACAUAUAUAAUAAUUAAAAUUUUUGUAUAACACGAUACAUGUUUUUCUAAUGUAUUAUAUUUAUGAUACUGCCUACAAAAUAUAUUACAUUUUGUGUAAAUAGUACCAAACAAA